AUGCUCGCAUACGCCGUACUGGCCAUCGUGCAUUACACCUUCUUCCUAUCAACACAUGCUCAUUCCGCUGCUGAACCUCGUGUUGUCGACUCAGAUGGUAUCUGUUCCCAGAUUGAGAACGCCAUUUCCUCUGCGUCAGAUGUUUAUUAUUUCGGAGAACUCUCUUAUUUCAAAGACAUUGGACACUGGGCAAGUUCGAGCUCGCAACUUUCAUUAUGUAGUGUCGAACCCGGUACAGCUCAGGACGUAGGCAUUAUUUUGGGAAUCCUGGGUACGACUCAAACUCCUUUCGCUGUCAAAGGCGGAGGGCAUACUGCCAAUCCAGGCUUUUCCUCUACAAACGGUGUUCAGAUUUCCAUGUCUCGGUUUUCCGAAGUGACUUAUGACGCUCAAUCUCAAACGGUUGUGAUUGGGACUGGGAUUACUUGGGACGACGUAUAUGCUGCACUUGCUCCUCAUAAUGUUAAUGUCGUCGGGGGUCGAGUUUCGGGUGUUGGCGUUGCUGGAUUUACUUUGGGUGGGGGGUACUCCUGGCUCUCGAACCAGUAUGGUAUGACGGUCGAUACGGUUACUGCGUUUGAGCUGGUCAAGCCAGAUGGUGCGGUCGUCACCGUCACCGAGUCUUCGGAUGCAGAUUUAUUCUUUGCGUUGAGGGGAGGAAUGAACAACUUUGGCAUUGUCACUCGUUUCACCUUGAAGACGUUCCCUCAAGGCCAAGUUUGGGGUGGUUUGAUAACCUACGUCGCUCACCACGUCGACGACGUUACGAAAGCAGCAGCAACCUUCUCCGCAACAGUGACGGAUCCUAAAGCUAGUAUCAUCACUACAUACAAUUUCGUGCUUGGCUCUAUCGGUAUAUCACAACUAUUAUUUUAUGAUGGACCGACGGUACCAGACGGAAUUUUCGAUGACUUUCUGGCCAUUCCACAUUUUACCAAGAAUGUAAAGACGAGAGAUUUCUUGGAUCUCGUUAAGACGCCGCCCUCGGAUAUUACUAUAGGGCAAAGGGGAAUCUUCCAUACCGUACCGUUACUCGAAAUAACGCCAGCCAUUCUGGAAGCGGUUGUUAAUGAAACUAUGUUCUGGGGAAGUCGACUAUCGCUCCUUUCAGGCAACUUCAUAUCAUACCAAGUGGAACCAUUCCUCCCGGGCGUUCUCUCACAUGCCUCCUCUCCCUCUGCUUACCCUCCAUCAAGAUCUGUCAUGUACCUCCCCUUCAAUGUCUAUUAUGCUUGGACAUUUUCGUUUUCUGAUUCCAAGUUCCACGAUACUAUUAGGGCGAGUGUUCAACAUUUAACGAACGUCGCGGUCGCAGAGGGACAGAGUGGUGUAGAAACUGCGUCUCCUUACCCCAAUUACGCGAUGUACGAUACGCCUGUGACCCGGAUUUAUGGGGAGAAUCUGGGUAGAUUGCAAUCCGUCAAAGCAAGGGUGGAUCCGUCGAAUAUCAUGAGGUUGACUGGUGGAUUUAAAGUAUAG
This is a messenger RNA of Marasmius oreades (fairy-ring Marasmius), 1479 nucleotides long. RefSeq lists its product as uncharacterized. The coding region runs from base 1 to 1479 and encodes 492 amino acids. Gene Ontology annotation, molecular function: FAD binding; oxidoreductase activity. Lineage: Eukaryota; Fungi; Basidiomycota; Agaricomycetes; Agaricales; Marasmiaceae. The record is from RefSeq and is a predicted model, not a curated record. The transcript has 11 exons.